This is a messenger RNA of Meira miltonrushii, 4410 nucleotides long. RefSeq lists its product as uncharacterized. The record is from RefSeq and is a predicted model, not a curated record. Gene Ontology annotation, molecular function: guanyl-nucleotide exchange factor activity. The transcript has a single exon. Lineage: Eukaryota; Fungi; Basidiomycota; Exobasidiomycetes; Exobasidiales; Brachybasidiaceae. Gene Ontology annotation, biological process: regulation of ARF protein signal transduction. Bases 1 to 4410 code for a protein of 1469 amino acids.
AUGGCUAAUACGGACCCACCAUCGAUACCACGGCUAUCGCCUAUCGGCUGGUCAAUCGACGAAGGUAGCGAUCUACAUAAUGCCGUAUUCGAUAUUGCAGAUGGAAUGCAUGAUUAUAUUGCAGAGAGUGAAAUCGAUCACAAGAAAACAGAUCAGCAAGUGACUCUACCAGAUGAUUCACCGAUCUUGGAAUCUCGAAGGCAGCUGCCGCCUAGCAUACAGCAACAAUGGCCACCACAGAAACAACAAGUCGUAUCAGAUCAAUAUCGUAAACCUCUUUUGGAACGCAGCAGCUCAGGCAGUCUUGCCAAUCGAUCUUUUGAACAGUCUACAAGUACGAAAGCAAACAAUAAAACUCUUGCUUCAAGAGAAUAUCCACCUCGUGUUGACAGAAGAAUGCCACGCACUAUCAAGAGACCUUCGACCAGCGAUGGAGCAUACUCUUGGCCGAGAACGGAAUCCAACACCGAAAGGUCAGUCUUAGCUGGAAGUACAAGCAAAGCUCGCGGAGGCAGUAACCGAAUCUCUUCUCGAGACACGGAUAGUGAUGUGGAUAUGAAAGACACAAAAGCUCAAAAUCUUACCGAACCCAAGCAAGAGCAAAAUUUAUCACGAUCGUCAUCCUUAUUCAAACUUAAACGACCUUUUCGUCGAAAAAAGGCUGCAGAAGAGGAUGAAGACGUGACUACUAUGCCCCAAGUGUUCCCCAAAGCAAGCAUACAAGCUGACUCAGACAUGUCUAUCGUCCCGUCUGACUCCGAUAUUGGUGCACAGCCUACCAAAUCUUCGAAGUCAUCGAAUAAUGGAAGCAGUUCCGGUCGCGGCUUUAGUGGCUUCAAAGAUCUCAUGCUCACUUCAUCACGCAAGUCAAACUCCAGCUCUCGCCACGAAUCAAUGAGCGGACAAAGUGGUCGUGCUUCCUCAGAUCUGGACAGCGUUGCGGCCGUUAAGCAAAAGAUGCCAGGCAAUAGACCAAACGGUAUCAGCAUCUCACACCAUCCGGAAAGACAGUACGAUGAAGGGACCCCGCAAAAUCGAAAGCUUUCCGUAUCUCCUUUACCAAAUUCAUCACUGGCGUCUUCUAGUGGUGGGGCUGGCGAAUCAAGCGGUACACAUUCCAACUUGGCAACACCGACGAGCAGUAUUCGAAGAAAAGUACGCCCACCACAAGCACAAGCGCCCAGUAUGCCCCUGCCUCCACCGCCUACUUCGCUUCCAAUCGCUGCUCCUGCAGUGGUGGUCGGUCAAUGUGGUGACCCGGCCGAUGAAGUUGAAGAUCUUUUGUUUACUCCUUCAACACAUAAAGCUCCUUCUCCGCGAAGUACAGAUAUCAGUAGCGACGGUAAUGGACGUGAUACGGUUAGAAAGGUGAAAUCGCAAUCUAGCUUAAGACUUUUGCGCAAGCCUUCGAUGUUGGUAAAUCUAAGGGCGAAUUCGUUCACGAAAGAACAACCUCCGGAAGAUAUCAGUCGAAAUAUGAUAGCUUCUCCACUAUCGUCAUCUCCAUCUCCUACGGCAUCCAGACGAAUUGCUAAAGAAAUGCCAUGGGAGAUCGUACAGCCUUCAAAAUAUGGAGAGAUCAACUCUUCUCCGGAGGUGGAACGAUUGUCGUUAUCGCAUACGGAUGAUUCGCGCGAGUUGACCAGCUCUCCUUCCUUAGAGGAGGCUCGACGAGCACUCAGUCCAUCCACGCCAGCAGAACAAGGUAUACCAACGUCCAAUGCACUAGCUAUACCCACAAACACCUACGCAAACGGACAAUCUGCUUCGCGUUUGGACAGCAGUGGUGGUGCAGCUGGCUUGUUUGGCUCUUCCGGGGGCAGCAGUGGCGGUAGCGGGUCUAACGUACGACCUCGCACCUCUUCCUUGCUGCCAUGGCGUUCGAGAUCUAAUUCUCAAGCCGCCCAUAGAGAAGGGAGCGUUAGUCCGAGUACCCCAUUCUCACGUUCGAUGGGAGAUGGAACAUUCUCUUCACAACAAUCUCAACCUCCAGCUCAAAAAGAGGUCAAAAAGAUGCACAAGCUUGAUAUUGAACAAUUUAAGGGCGAUUCCGAUGCAUUCGUUCGACAAGUGAUGAAAAUAUAUCCAAGAGAGGAUGUACCUGCUGUUCUCGCUUCGGCAAGUGAUGAUCUUCAUAAGACUGCAUUGCGAAUCUUUAUGCAAAGGUUCCUAUUCACUGGUCAUCCUCUCGACGUUGCCUUGCGGAAGUUGCUCAUGACUUUAUGUUUACCGAAAGAAACGCAACAGAUUGAUCGAGUUAUGGAGGCGUUUGCGCGAAGGUAUAAUGAGUGCAAUGAGAAUCUCUUCGAAAGCGACGAUCAACCUUACAUGCUCGCAUUCUCGUUGAUGAUGUUGCACACUGACACAUUCAACAAAAAUGCCAAACAAAAGAUGAGCAAAGCUGAUUACGUUCGCAAUACGUCUGCAUCAGGUGUGGCGACAGAGAUUUUGGAGUAUCUUUACGACAAUUUGACGUUUACUCAAUUCAUCUAUGUGGAAGAUGAAGCAUUUUUGCAUCGAAGAAAAAGCGAGAAUGAUACUACAGCAGCGUCUGUAUUUAAAUCAGCGUUCACAUCAUCAAGCAGUGCAAGCAAAGCACGGGUCGAUCCUUACCAUAUCAUCGUAUCCGGUCAAACGCACACUUUACGUCCUGAUGUUCAUAUUGAUGAAGAUAGCCCAUUCUCAGCAAAAGGAACGAAAUCGUCAUUUGACAUUGAAUAUUUGCUGCAGACAUUCACUAAUUCACCAUCUAUCGAAAUCAUCACUGCGCAAAAGACUUCAUUACCUCCUGCUACUGCUGGAUUUGGAGGAUAUUAUGCAACUUUGCCAAGCAUUUCCAAGGAUGAAGAAGCAAUUGUUACGCUACGAAUCACGAAAGUGGGCUGUGUAGGAAGGAAGGAUGAUAUGGAUGAUAAGAAGAAAUCUCAAUCUCGGAAAUGGAAAACGUGCGGUAUGAUAUUAUCGUCAUCUCAAUUGUUGUUCUUCCGAGACUUGGUCUGGACGAGCGCUCUAGAUCAAAGAAUUACAGAGCAGAUGGCAGAACAGCCAAACAAAGAAGGUGGUGUACUGAUCACACCUAGGAUUACCUAUUUCAAACCGGAUGGCGUCUUGGCUUUGGGUGAUGCGAUUGCUGUAAAGGAUUCGACAUAUUCCAAGUACAAGCACGUUUUCCGAUUGGUGACCAGACAUGGGGAUGUUAUGAAGCAAUAUCUAAUCCAAACACCAAACGAAGAAGAGAUGAAUGAUUGGAUACACAAGAUCAACUUUUGUGGUGCAUUCCGUUCAGCAGGUUUGAGAGUUAAUGGAAUGGACGUUUCGAGAGAUGCAUCAUAUAGCAAUCCAGCUAGUCCUGCAGGAGUGAAUAUCACGAAUGGCAAUCCGUCAGAUGUAGCAACGCCUUCAUCCUCCUCUUCUAGCGUUAUACCACCCAUGUCACCUAGCACGGUCACAAGCAUGAACUCUGGCGAAGAUCCGCCUACACUACGUAAAAAGCUGAAUGCUCGCUUCAGGCAAUUCAAGCCUGUCGUUGAAAAGAUGACAAAGAAUCUGGAAAAGCAUGAAAAGCUGUUGGACGAGAAGCUUAGGUUGGCACGUCAUUUGACGAUAGCCACUCCAUUUUCAAAGGUGACCAGAGAUCGAAUUGAGGGCAUUGCUACUGUUUUGGCACAAGAGAUUCGUCAAUUGCGUUUGGACGUCGCAAGGUAUGCUUGUAGACGUGAGAUUUUAAUUUUGGAGUUGGAAGAAGCGGAAAGAACAGCGAAAGCAAACAGUCCGCCUGGCGCAUUUGAUGGACACCAAUAUGACGAAGAUGAUGAUGCUUGGCAAGCGGCAACAUCUUUAUCUCUAACACCACGCGAUACCAGCAGCCGCUCAGGCUCUUUGUCUAUCAGUCGAGCCAGUUCUUUCUCUCAGAGUAGGUCAGGCUCCAAUUCUUUCGUUGGAGAUCCAAACGUUCCGGUACCAAAGUUACCUCCUCCUGCGAUGAGCUUUGGAACCAAAGCAAAUGAGAAAGCCGCAAAUGCAGAAAGUGAAAUGGCCACGCCAACAAUGAAGAUGAUUGGUUUGCAAGAGCCGUCAGCUCACCCGGAAAAAGAGCAUGGAAGUAUGGGACACCGAUCCAAAUUCCACUUUGGCACUUCUUCACCGUCCGCCAAACAUCAUCAUCACAAUUCACCCAACGAAGAAGCGAUGGAGAUGUGGGAUAGAACAAAGAUGGGAAAGAAUGAUAAACGGGUUAGUCUUGUUAAUUUACCCGAUCCACAUCAAUGGCAAGCUCUAACGCCCAGGUUAGCCAUGAAUGCAAGUUUAAUUCCAACGCCAACUUCAUCACCACCUCAAAAAGAUUCACACUCUUUUCAUCCACAACCAAGGACUGUUUUGAAUGAAGAUGUAGAGGAUUUGUUUCGGUAA